UCCCCUCCCCCGCCCUUCCCGCGCGGUCCUCCCGGGCCUAGCUUCCUGCAGCCCCUGCACCCUGCCCGAGGGAGAGGUUCCGGAGCCCGGGCGCGGGCGGGGGCCCGGUGUUGUCGCCGUCGGCCUGCCCGCCCCAGCCCCCUCGGCAGUGCCUCGGGAGCUUCAGCUGCCCAUGUUGUGCAGUUGGACAGAUAAGAAUCACAAGAAAAGCAGAUGGCAUCCGGGGAUUUCUGCUCACCUGGAGAAGGGAUGGAAAUACUCCAACAAGUGUGCAGCAAACAGCUUCCUCCUUGCAACUUGAGUGAAGAGGACCUGUUACAGAACCCACACUUCAGCAAACUGCUGCUGAGUCUCUCACAACAUGUGGACGAGAGUGGCUUAAGCCUCACGCUGGCAAAGGAGCAGGCUCAGGUGUGGAAGGAAGUUCGAUUGCAUAAGACCACAUGGUUAAGGUCUGAAAUUUUACAGAGAGUCAUUCAAGAGCUGCUUGUGGACUAUUACGUGAAGACACAAGACACAAAUGUAACUUCUGAGGACAAAAAGUUUCAUGAGACCCUUGAACAGCGGCUUCUUGUGACUGAGCUGACACGGCUCUUAGGUCCCAGCCAGGAUAGGGUGGUGCCUCCAAGGCUUGGGCUGGAGAAGACGGACCUCCUGGAGCUCAUGCCACCCUCAGAGGAUUUUGUGUGGAUGAGAGCCCGGCUCCCGCUGGAAGUGGAGGAGCAGCUCAAGAAGAAAUGUUUCACUCUGCUCUGCUACCACAAUCCCAGUUCAGAUUCAGACAGUGAAACCCUGAAGGCCGCCAAGGUAUGGAACCUCGCAGAGGUCCUGGUGGGUGAGAAGCAGCAGUGCCAGGAUGCCAAGAGCCAGCAGAAGGAGCAGCUGGUGCUGCUGGAGAAGAAGAGUGCCACCUACUCCCAGGUGCUUCUCCGCUGCCUGGCCUUGCUGCAGAGACUUCUUCAGGAGCAUCGCCUGAAGACUCAGUCUGAGCUGGACCGUAUCAAUUCCCAGUACCUGGAGAUCAAGUGCAGCGCCAUGAUCCUUAAGCUGCGGAUGGAAGAGCUAAAGAUUUUGUCUGACACUUACACUACUGAGAAAGUGGACGUUCAUCGUCUCAUUAGGGACCGUUUGGAGGGGGCCAUUCGCCUACAGGAGCAGGACAUGGAGAAGUCCCGACAGGUCCUGAACACCUAUGAGGUCCUCGGGGAGGAGUUUGACAGGCUGGUGAAAGAGUAUACCCAACUCAAGCAGGCAACUGAGAACAAGCGCUGGGCCCUCCAGGAGUUCAGCAAGGCCUACCACUAGGCAUGGGUGGGGCCGGGAGGCUCUGCUUCUGCACAGGGGCUGCCUCCUUCUCUUCCUGCUAAAAGGACCACCUCCUCCUGAGGCCACCUUCACUCAAGAGAGUCUGGGGACAUUUGCUCAAAACACUGCAGUUCUUUAGGCACCCUCUUGGUUUUUCUUCCUUGUUUACAAUGACCGAGUCUCUUCUAGAAAAUGUAACAGAUUUGUAUAAUUUUAUGUACAGCUAUUUGUCAGUGUCAGCCCUGUAUCGUAUUUAUCUCCUGAAUAAAGUGAUGAUGUUGUAUCU
This is a messenger RNA of Hippopotamus amphibius kiboko, 1591 nucleotides long. It is a transcript of the gene HAUS4, whose product is annotated as HAUS augmin like complex subunit 4. Gene Ontology annotation, cellular component: HAUS complex. Gene Ontology annotation, molecular function: microtubule minus-end binding. Bases 214 to 1305 code for a protein of 363 amino acids. Gene Ontology annotation, biological process: spindle assembly; centrosome cycle. The transcript has 10 exons. Lineage: Eukaryota; Metazoa; Chordata; Mammalia; Artiodactyla; Hippopotamidae. The record is from RefSeq and is a predicted model, not a curated record.